Molecule: messenger RNA, 2455 nt
Organism: Exophiala viscosa
Lineage: Eukaryota; Fungi; Ascomycota; Eurotiomycetes; Chaetothyriales; Herpotrichiellaceae
Exons: 1
Coding region: 446-2107 (553 amino acids)
Source: RefSeq, a predicted model, not a curated record
CAGCCGUACACGCCCAUUCUCUUUUUCCGUGCCUUGAAAAUCAUGGGACGUGAGAAGAAAGACCGCAAAUGGUCGCACGAAAUGUCGUGAUGGCCGCGUACCAAAGUCAAGCAACACCUCACUCUUUGAUUGCCGAAGCCCAAGGCAAAAACUCCCACUAGUACAACUGCCUAUCGCGGAACAUCCUCUGCGACUUCGCGAACUGCGCCCCGCCGCCGUGGACCAGCAAAGAAGGGCAACUUUCUGCAGGACAUGAGCCCCGUGCGACAAAGAGACGACUCAUUCCACGCGACAAAGCUCGAGAACACCCGUGGACUCGAUUUAUAUGGUCACAUUUGUCCCAGGCAGUCGGCGCGAGACUGCUUGCACAUACUGGGUAUGAAGAGAACGAUGACCUGAAUCACAAAGUCUGCAGCAAACAAGCCUACGGAGCUCGACAAUCCCAAUGGUUUCACGCGCCGAAGUCGCAGACCACUCUCGAGGCCCGGCCUCUGUGGCUUCGCGCACGUCCCGACCGAGACAUCACCACCACCGAGGGCGUUCGCAUAACGGAGGCUCAACACAUGCUCCACUAAACGAAUUUCCCUUCUUCUCUCAGUCCGGCGAUGUUGAACUAGUGGUGGCAUGCGACGGACAAGAAAAGAAAUAUCUCUUACACAGGUUCACAUUGGCACAGUUCUCUGGAUUCUUCGAUGCGAGCACAAGUGAAGAAUGGUCGCGCGGCCAGGGCGUCAGCCAUCGACCCGCGCAAUCCACGCAGGCAUUGAGUGCGAUCGGUGAAGAAGCAUCAGAAGUCAACACGGCAGCUGGUCAUGCAACAAGGCAACAUGGACUACAAGCCGCACCAGCGUCACCUCCACGGCGGAGGUGGAGGUAUGAACUGGACUGGGAGAAUAUCGAAGAUGGAGACGAGCCCAUAUUGGUGCAGAAAACGCCAGAAGGCGCGAGGUAUUCGCCUUCACAACCACCUUCGCCGCCAGAGUCAUAUCCGAGGCCGCAGCCUACACAACGGUCAUCCUUCUUCCGCUCUAUGGCCAAUCUAGCAACCUCUCACCACGGCGCAGCCUCACAGUCAGCCGCUCAAUUACCGCUCGUCCAAGACCCUGCUCUUACGAACCCGCUUCUGCGCGAUUAUGACAACCUCUUCCGGAUCUUCUACAAUUACUCGCCAGUGCUGAACUCGACGAACAUUGCCUCCGCCUAUUCAGAGUGCAAAGCCCUCCUCGCCCUGGCAGACAUGUACGACGCCCUCCCCGUAGUUGGACCCCGAAUCGACCAUCACCUCCUCCGCUUCUCGUCUCGCCUUUUCAAACAAAUCGCAAAAUACCCACCUUCAUACCUCAAACUCGGGUACCUCGCCCGCAGUCGGAUCAUAUUCUCCGAAGCCAUGACACAUGUCGUCGGACAAUGGCCCACGGCACUGCCCUACAUCAAGAAUCCCGACCACACAGGCGCCGGCUACGAAGUCCCACAAUCCGUCAUCGACCUAAUCGAGGACAAGGUCGACGAGCUGGAAGGACUGAAACUCAGAAUCGAAAUGAAAUUGUUCAGAUUAACACUUACCACCACUAGAGGCGAGCGCGUCAAUCCUGUCAAUGACUACCUAGGUUGGCUCGCCAUGAGUCUCUGGCGACAAUGGCUCGCGGAAAACACGACGCCCGAAGUCCGCGGGAUAUUGAAGAACAAUCCCGGGACUGGUGGCUCGAGUCCCGGAAGCGCAAAUUCCAGGAUGCCAGUGGUUGUAACUCAAAGUGGUACACAGACGCACCUACCUCCACCGCCACCGCCAGUGAAUACAGGCCGGAUAUUCAGGAUGAUCGGGUCGUCGAAUGCGGAGUCUUUCCUGCCUCGUGACGAAAUCAAGAGGUUCCUCAAGAUACAGCCUCCAGGCCAUCCGUCUUCGUCGGCGGUGUAUACGAGGGAGAAUCUGCGCAGGUUCGAACGGAAGAUCGACGAGAUCAAGAAUGUGGCUAGGGACAUCGUCAAGCCGCUGACGAGGAAUUGUCUCGAGUUGGACCUUCGCAGUCUGAGUGACGGUCUGGGCGGCGGGUUGGGAUAUUUGACCUGCGUGAGGUGUGAGGAGGGGGAUAUACCAUGGGAGCUUUGACAUUAUUACUCGAAGAGAUGGACGACAUAUUAUGCUUCCAGACAUGACUGGUCUGUCGGGAACAUUGAUGCGGCCUUCUGAUAGUCCGCUCUCCCUUCAUCCGACCACCAAGACCAUGAUUGAGAUCAAGCGACAACAAGAUCCGAUCUCAUAUCUGAAUGACCACAGAACAUACUCCUCUACCACGAAAUUUUCUGUUCUUCACGACACUUAUGCAUGAUCAACUUCCAUCGAAUACCCUGUCCACUUUUCCGUUCAGGCAAAUAUCAAUGUCAAUGUCAGCGGUUUGUUUCAUAUCAUGUUAUCAUGAUGUUUAAUGUUCAAGCCAACAGAUCGGCUCUUGGGGUU